This is a messenger RNA of Caenorhabditis angaria, 757 nucleotides long. The record is from the annotation of a GenBank genome assembly. NCBI's taxonomy places the organism in Eukaryota, Metazoa, Nematoda, Chromadorea, Rhabditida, Rhabditidae.
UUGGAAGAAAAUCGAAAAGUUGAGGAAAUUGGAAAGAAUCCACAAGAUAUUGCAGUAUCAAAAGAUAAUAAUGAAAAUAAUUUGGGAAAAGAAGCAAAUAAAAAGAAAGUGGAAUCAAUAAAAAUGAAAAAGGAAAAUGUGCCAAAUGAUGAACAGAAUGGAGGGAAAACAAAAACGGAAGAACAGAAAAAUGAUAUGUAUUUUUAUUUGGAUGCUUCAAAACUUCCAAAACUUGAUAGCACAAUUUGUGAAAACAUUUAUACACGUAGGUUCUAUAAAGUUUCAAAAGUUAUGCUAACUCAUCUUGUUCAUUUCAGCUGCUGUUCAUGAUCGCGCCAAUAAAAUAGCUCAUGAUCAUCUAAUAAUCGAUCCAAAAUAUUCAGAAUAUCGUGGAAAUAUCGAUAUGCUUUCAGUAAGUAACAACAAAGAUCAACUGACAUAAUUGUAUGAUUUUUUAGAAUGAAUUGAAGCAAAAUAAAUUGGAUCAAUUCGAGAAAGAUCUUGAGAAUAACAAUAAAUCGGAAGCGACUGUUGAAGCAUCGAAAAAAGCAAAAGAAAUAAGGGUAGGUAUUAGUUUUGAGAAAAAUUCUGAAUCAGACAGAUUUUGAAAAUGGUUUAAUUUUUUGUUAUCUUGCAAUAACCGUUAUUGAAACACCCUAUUUUUCAGGUAAAAGUUCGAGAGGAUAAAUGUGUUGUUUUCGAGACAAAUGAAAUUCCAACAGAUGAUGAAGAAGAUGAGGGUCAAGCUCAAGAAUAA